Molecule: messenger RNA, 351 nt
Organism: Protopolystoma xenopodis
Lineage: Eukaryota; Metazoa; Platyhelminthes; Monogenea; Polystomatidea; Polystomatidae
Source: the annotation of a GenBank genome assembly
AUGACGGAAGAAAGCUUAGCACCUUUUAAUCGGAAUCGAAGAAGAUUUCUUCGGAAACAGCGUCAGCAUGAAUCUUCCAGUAAAGCCAAUCGACAGCUGGUAAAGAAGAAUCCGCCGUCGUUAUCUGACGGAAUCGACAUUCGAAUCUCUUCAUCCAACACUUCCACUCGAAAUGGAAGUGCCUCUGCUGAAUUUAAAUUGCUAGAUUGGCUACAGCAUCUUUUGCACAAGGUUCGAUGCAUAAGUUGCCCCAGUAAUCCACUGACCAGAGAUGUCGCUCCAUUGGCCGUUAACUCGUCUUCGUCAGGACAAACAGGGGUAAAAAACACCGAGAAGGCACAAGAAAGUGAG